This is a messenger RNA of Polyodon spathula (Mississippi paddlefish), 4094 nucleotides long. Its product is annotated as ALS2 C-terminal-like protein. The record is from RefSeq and is a predicted model, not a curated record. Bases 508 to 3567 code for a protein of 1019 amino acids. The transcript has 28 exons. Lineage: Eukaryota; Metazoa; Chordata; Actinopteri; Acipenseriformes; Polyodontidae.
UUUAAACUAGGAUUUAAAAGAAAAGUUGCAUACGCCUGCCGUACUGCACCUCAGCUGAACUCUUAUAUAUGGAAAGAAUUUAAAAGUUAUUUGAAGUUGCAGUUCAGAAAUUGCAGUGGGAAGUGCAAUGCUGGCAAGAGCUAUCGGUUUCCAUGUGGACCUGGAAUGUUUGCAAUGCACCUUGGGAAGGGCUGUCAGUUGGGUGCUUGACUCCCUUGUUUUCUAUUCAGAAGCAGGUCACUAGAUUCAGGAAAAGAGAGACUGAGUGAUUACUAGAGACUGAGUGAUUACCCAAACACGGAAAAGGAAAUAUAAGACAAACAACAGCAGCCGGUCCUUCUUUUCAUCUCCCAUCUGCUCUUGGCCGAUUCCAAAACCUUCUCUGCAAUUCCUGGAUCGCCACAACAGUUCCUAAGUCAACCAAACUCCUUCCUUUGGCUUCCCAUGUUUCUCUGACUGGUGUACCGAAGUACCAGUUUAUAUAGGAUUCCUUCCUCCUAAGAUCAGAUGAAAAUUGCUGGCAAUCUCAGCUUCCUGCUGCCAGUCCUCAUGUCGCAUCCUGGCAAUUCCAGCCAGCGCUCCACAAGUUUCUCCCCUCUGUUCUCUUCCUCUUCACCUGCCCCAGCGGGAUCCCAGUUCAAAGAAAAAUCUGCUGCCAGAUCCCUGGUGGAGACUGACAAGGCAUUCCUGGACUACUUGGCUGAUAUAAACACAAGUGUCCUCCAGCAUCUCCUGCAUCAUAAUACAGUUGAUCAGAAAUGGCACAGCCAGAAGACGCAGCUCCUGAAGUUGAAUGAGAAAUUCCACGCGCUUUGGGACCAGACGGGAGAGACGUGUAAAACAUUAAAGCAGUUUAUACAACAAGACAAGCCUGUCAGUCUCCAGGACAUUUACAUCAUCAGCAACAAAACAAGAGUCCUGGAAGUCUACAUACAAUACUUCUCGUCUUUUACAAACUUUGUGGUGGUCGGAGGGUUUGACUAUCUCGCCAAAAACACAUGCAGUUAUUUUAAGAAGAAUAAAGUGAACCUAAAUACAUUUCUCACCAAUUCACAAAAAGCAGAAAACUCAGUCAGUUUGUACAGGAUCCUCCAUGAGCGAAUCAGAGAGCAGGUGAACCAAUACACCCUCAUCCUCACACGAUUGCACGAGACAACGUAUAAGAAUGCAGGCAGUGAAGGCAUCAGCGAUGCUCUCAAGGGAUUUGUUGACCUACAGAAGUAUAUCAGCCAGGUUCUGGAUGAGGCCUCCGUCACUAAGGCCCUGUGGAAAUCACUGGAACGCAAAGUAACGGAUAUUUUGCGCACCCCUGAGCGCAGGAUAAGAGAAGAAAGCAGAAACAUUCCCAUCUCAGUCUCUCCAGGAAGAUCCAGUCAUGACAGAAUAUUGCUCUUCGAUGAUGUUUUGGUAUUGCAUCGGGGAUCUGAUGUUCACUGUUAUGAUCUCACUACUCUUUGGAUUGAGUUUACAACAGAAGAGAACUCCAACAGGAUCCUGAAGGUGACCUCUCCAGAAGAAUCGUUCACACUAAGCGCUAAGGAGCCCCAGCAUGAGGCUGUGUGGCAGUGGAAGUUGAAUCAAGCCAUUCGCCAGUGCUUGGCUGGGAAGAGGGACUUUCCCUUGUGGGGUAAAGGAGUCGAUGGGCACAGUCCCAGCAGCACCCCCACCUCUCGCUUUUCUGCAUACACAUUUAAAAACGAAGGAAGGUUAAGAAAUGCGGUUUAUGAAGGCCACUGGAAUAAGGGGGUGCCACAUGGCAAAGGUACAUUAAGAUGGGAUGAUGAACGGAACUACACUGGGGACUUCCGAGAUGGUAAAGAGCAUGGGUUUGGAGUCUGUGUCAUUCCUCAGAAAGAGACAGAAGGGUAUGACUGCUACAAAUGUCACUGGAAAGAUGGAAGAAUGCACGGAUAUGGAAUCUGUGAGUACAACAAUAACACAGUGUACAGAGGUUAUUUCAAAGACAAUGUGCGCCAUGGCUUUGGGAUUUUGGAAGGCUCCAGAACUGACAGCAAUCCAUUAAGAUAUAUUGGCCAAUGGGAAAAUGACAAGAAAACUGGAUAUGGAGUCUGGGAAAGCAUUAACAGUGGGGAGAGCUAUCGUGGAAUGUGGCUGGAAGACCAAAGACAUGGACAUGGAAUUGUGGUCACUCAGUCCGGCUUGUGCUACGAGGGAAUCUUCAUCUCUGACAAACUGACAGGCAAAGGGAUUUUGCUUUCUGAAGACAAUUCUCUUUAUGAAGGGGAGUUUACCGAAGACUUGAUGCUCAAAGGAAAGGGGAAGUUGACAUUUCCAAAUGGUUUCACACUUGAGGGGGUUUUCAGCAGCAAAUUUGGAAAUGGCUUACAGGCAACUGGCAUUUUGAAAACACCUGGCAAUGAAGAGAAAGCAGAAUCAGCUGCUCAACUACAGAUGGGAUUGCAUGGGCUGCCUGUCGAGAAGAGAUGGACAGGCAUCUUUGAACCAUUUGUGGAGUACCUUCAAGCCGGCUUUACCGAAGAAUCAGAUGAGUCCUUCCUCGGUUUCCACAUAGAGACUGGCAGGACUAUGAGAAAGACUUCCAACAACAAUAAUGGUGCAGGGAUAAUAGCAGAAACCCAUACUGAAGAAAGUACGGAAUAUCUGUUCUGUAACAGGAAAUCUGAGGAAUUCUCUGCAAAUAAUGACUUCAUAGAAAACCUAAAAAAGAAGUCUGAUUAUGUACUGCUACAACAGUAUUUGGAAAAGUCCUUCCAGUGUGCCAAGCACCCCUUGGGAAAGAUUCUGCAAACUCAGGCCUUGGUGUUCCAGGCCACCUACUCUGGGAUGGGUGCCAAUAAGCAUCUACUGACCAUGGCCCAGGAUGAAGUCAAAUACCUUGCAAAAAAACUAUUGGAGAUCAUCAGGGAUUACCUCCCUGAGUCAUUCAACAAGGAGUCUGAAGACAAAGAGACAAGGAAUGAAAUGAACUGUUACACUCUGGUGCUGCCGCUGAUCUUGCCCAAGUUCUACCCCGAGCUCUCCAUGCUCUAUAUGCUGUACCAUGAGAAGGGCGAUGCCCUCUACUGGCAGGGCAUUGUGCACCUCGGCUUGCUGUCGGACGCUAAACUGCUGGAUUUUCUCGAUGUACAGAAGCAUUUAUGGCCGCUAAAGGACCUUCAGUUGACUGCAAACCAGAGAUAUUCCUUUGUGAACAAUCAGUGCUUCCAUUCAGCAAUCGAGUGCUUCCAGAAAGUAAGCACUACAGCAGACCCUCUGGAAAAAAUGCACACUCUGUUCAGGACGUUUGAAGAGAUUGAGAAGACUGUGUCCUGGGUUCUGGACAGGGAGUACAAACUGCCCAUGGAUGACCUGCUGCCUCUGCUCAUUUAUGUGGUGUCCAGAGCAAGGUAUAUCUGUGCAAGAGUCCUUAAUCCUGGGUGGCUCAGUCAAGGGAUUCAGCACUUGGGGGCGGAACUCCAUUUCAUCAGGGACAUGAUGGACCCCUGUGGCAUUGGAGGGAUGUAUGAUUUUCUAUUAACUGCACUGGAGUCAUGUUACCAGCACAUACAGAAAGAGGAUAAGAGACUAGACGAAUUCCCAGACUGAAAGUAAUGGGGGCCGAGCAGGUGCUGAGGAGAUCCUGGGAAGUUAGUCUCCCCACUGCUUAAAUACAGCAGGAAGGCAUUACAAAAUAUAUUCUGGGACCACUGCAAAAAACGCUCCAUUUCUCUGAAGAAUGAAUUGAAAACUGAAGAAAAUGAAAGAGAUUCAAACUGGAUAAAAAAAAAAGUAGCCAUGCAUAGUUUUGCUGAUCUGUUGUAACAGGUAGCGCUGUUUUUAGUGUGAAAAUCCUAUAUGGAUGGUUGGCAAUCUGGCAAUAAUGAUAGCACCUUAAGCAGGUGUUUUACAUACAGUAGAGAAGUACCUGGUGCAGUGUUAUUUCUGUUAGUAUGUUAUCCCCAUUGUGUGGUAUUCGAAGGACCUUUCUUACUGCCAACACAACAGACCAAUCAGAAUGCUCUGUUUUGCAUUUUUUUUAAAAUGGUUCUACCUUUUCAAAAUGUGUUUUCAUGUUCUCUUAUCCAAUUAUUGUACUGGUUAUUUAAAUACAAUUAGUCUUUAUUUAAAAAGUA